Molecule: messenger RNA, 5504 nt
Organism: Sphaeramia orbicularis (orbiculate cardinalfish)
Lineage: Eukaryota; Metazoa; Chordata; Actinopteri; Kurtiformes; Apogonidae
Gene: shprh
Product: SNF2 histone linker PHD RING helicase
Exons: 30
Coding region: 155-5119 (1654 amino acids)
Biological process (GO): protein polyubiquitination; nucleosome assembly; DNA damage response
Cellular component (GO): nucleosome; nucleus
Molecular function (GO): DNA binding; ubiquitin protein ligase activity; ATP binding
Source: RefSeq, a predicted model, not a curated record
ACAUGGCGGACCGUGUUAUUGCGGUCGGCAAAUGAAAUACUGAUUUGUUUAGGUUAAUUUCAGCUGGUUAUCUACAACCACAGCAGCAUGAAACGACUUCUGAAGCAGCGAUAGAAAUCUUUGUGCUUUGUGGGACUCUCAUAAAAGUGAAACAAUGAGUAACAGAAGAAAGAGGGCCCCUCCUGUGAGGGUGGAUGAAGAAGCAAAGAAAAGGCUGGAAUGGAAUAUGUUGGAAGACCGGAAGAAUGAGCUGAUUCAGGAUGGUGACCAGUUACCAACCAGCUCUCUUUUCAGCAUUGACUCUUCUCCCAGCAGUAGUUCACUACUCACAGCUACUGCUAAUGCUGGCCCAGAGGUGGUCUGCAGCAGUUCUUUUCAGUUCACAGAGGAGAUCCCCGGCAUGUCAGCUGAUACGACUGCUACCUUAGCCUCACUGUCCAUCACUGUGGUGCCGGUUUCGAAGCUGGGCCUUAUGUGGAAGGCACUCCUCUGGGAAUUUAGUGUCCGACCGGCUUGGCUCCCUCCAAACUCAGAGCAAAGAGAGUUUGUGCUUCACAGGACAGAUGAACAGCUCUGCCUCACUUACAGCAGCAGUGAUGAGAGCUCUGGGCUGCAGUGGAUAUCUGAUGAGGACACCUGCACAGUGCAUUGUAGCUUGAGUCGGAUCCCACUGGAGGAUCUCGACUGGCUUCAGAAGAGGAGGGUGGUGCAGCUCUGCCACCAAAUAAAAGACGAGUCAUUUAGGGUUGGGAUUUAUCUGUUGGAAACUGGACUUGGGAAACCUGAGUUCCUGAGUGAAGGAAAUGUGCGUUUGAAGAAAGCAAAUCAACUAAUGCAGAAGUUAAUGGAGCAUUUCUAUGACUUCAUUAUCCCUGAAGUGGUGGAGAAUGAGGAGGAGGAAUGUGAUACUGAUCUGGAGAGACAGAAUGUGGAGGAGCUCUACGAUUAUGUCAGGCAUGUGCACCAGAGAGAAAGCCAGGAUGUGACCUAUGAUGUUCAGCACAAGGCUCUGAAUCCUGUGCUCAGGCCUUAUCAGAGCCAGGCGGUGAACUGGAUGCUGAGGAGAGAAAAAUACAGGAGCACUUCACCCAAAGAACAAAUGUUGCAUUUUCUUUGGCGGGAGUUGGCCACUUUAUGUGGGAAGAAGUUGUUUUACAACCCUUUUACUGGCUGUUUAAUCCGUGAGUUUCCCUUGGCUGGCAUAGAGUGGCCUGGUGGGAUCCUGGCUGAUGAGAUGGGACUUGGAAAAACGGUGGAAGUUUUGGCUCUCAUCUUGUUUCAUACCCGGCAGAACCUGGAGCAGGAAGCUCUUACCCUGCCUGUGGGAAAAUCUGUGAAUUACUUCGUACCGCCUCCCCCACUAGAAAGGAAAAAAGUGAUCCAAAACAAGUCUGACAGUCAGCCCAAAAUGAAGAUAUCCUACCCAACUGUGCGUGUCAUGCUGCUCACUGCUAUAAAGGAAAUGAGAUCUGGCAAAGGAGCCUCAGUGAAUGCUAUUUUCACUUAUAUCCGUGCUACAUAUGGAUACGACCUCUUAAAAAACCGCAACCACAUCAGGAAGACGCUAGUAAAGCUCAUAGAUGAAGGCAUGGUUGAGCGGGUCAAAGGUCGUGGCUUGGCGGGGUCAUUUAAGCUCGGAAAGAACUACAAAGAAACAAAAAAGAUGUUGGCAGGAGCAUCCAAGUUUAUUUCCAAAAACACAGAGUGCACGCCCAGGAAAAUGUUUCAAAGACGAGCAAAGGAGAAAGCAGAAGUGGCUUUGCAGAACUCUUUCACAGAAGAUCAAAAAGAUCCAAACUCUCCUACAUCUGACUAUCCUGCUCUGGAGGAAUCAAAGGCAAAGGAGGAAUUUGAUCAAAGUGUGAAUGAAAAAUCAGAUAAGUCAGAAGACAUGCUGGAUACCUCUGUCUCCUCCCUACAGACGUGUCAGGAUAAAAGUGAGCCGGACAUAAAGGACAUGGUGCGAGUGGACGAUCCACCUGAGGAGGAGACAGAACCCACUACCAGGGCGUCUGUGGUCCCUUUUAACACUCCGGGCUACCGCUUUGAGUGCAUCUGUGGUGAACUGGGUCUUAUUGACUAUAAGGCGCGGGUCCAGUGUAUGAACUGCCAGUUGUGGCAGCAUGCAGACUGUGUGAACUACAAGGAGGAGAGUCUUGAAACGACCCCGUUCUACUGCCCACACUGCCUGGUAGCCAUGAAACCUGUGUCCACAGGUGCCACGCUCAUCAUUUCUCCAAGCUCUAUAUGUCACCAGUGGGUGGAGGAGAUUAACAGACAUAUCAGAUCCUCAUCGCUGCGAGUCCUGGUGUAUCAGGGUGUGAAGAAGCAUGGAUUCAUCCAGCCACAUAUGCUUGCUGAACAGGACGUUGUCAUCACCACCUAUGAUGUGCUGCGAUCAGAGCUCAACUACGUCGACAUCCCGCACAGUAACAGCAAGGAUGGGCGCCGCUUUCGCAACCAGAAGCGCUAUAUGGCAGUCCCUAGUCCGCUAGUAGCUGUGGAGUGGUGGCGAAUCUGUCUGGACGAGGCUCAGAUGGUUGAAUGUCCCACUGCAAAGGCUGCAGAAAUGGCUCUGCGUCUUGCAUCUGUGAACCGCUGGUGUGUCAGUGGCACUCCUGUCCAAAGAGGCUUAGAGGAUCUGUAUGGCCUGGUACUUUUCCUGGGUGUUGACCCGUACUGGGUGAAACACUGGUGGGACCAGCUGCUUUAUCGGCCGUAUCGACGUGGAAACACUGAACCUCUUUACAACAUCAUCAGUCAGAUACUGUGGCGAUCUGCGAAAAAGGACGUCAUUGAUCAGAUCCAGAUUCCUCCUCAGACAGAAGAAGUGCACUGGCUGCACUUCUCUCCUGUUGAGGGACACUUCUAUCACCGUCAGCAUGAGGUCUGUUCCCAGGAUGCUCUGGUCAAACUCAGGAAGAUCUCCGACUGGAGCCUUAAACUGGGCAGCCUCGACCGCCGCACUGUCAACACCAUCCUAUGUCCACUACUGAGGCUGCGUCAGGCCUGCUGCCAUCCGCAGGCUGUGAGGGGCGAGUUCCUGCCUCUGCAGAAAAGUACCAUGACGAUGGAGGAGCUCCUCAAGUCCCUGCAGAAGAAAUGUCGAGUGGAGUGUGAAGAAGCUCACAGACAAUUGGUGUGCGCUCUCAAUGGUCUGGCUGGAAUUCACAUCAUCAGAGAUGAGUUUGUUGAAGCGGUGGAGAUGUAUAGAGAAGUGCUCCGUUCAUCAGAGGAGCACAAAGGCAGACUCAAAACAGAUUCUUUGCAGAGACUUCAUGCCACCCACAAUUUGAUGGAAUUGCUGAAUGCAAAGCAUCCUGGGAUACCCCCUACCCUACGAGAUGACCGACUAAGUGAGGAGGCAGAGCAGCUCCGACAGCACUACAUGACCAAGUAUGACUCUGAGGUGGCAGACGCUCAUCAGGCUCUGCAGCCGGUCUUACAGAACAUCAAGGAGCUCAAACGCAAAGUGAACCUAAAUUCUCCCUGGUGGUUGGAAGUCAUUCAGAAGGCCAUAAGGAGCUCCACUGACGACGACCUGGUGUCCCGCAUCAAAAACGAGCUGACGUCCAACUACAAACAACAACCUAAUAAGCUAUCCAUGGCUGAUAAGUUUCGUGACGGCUCUGGUCUUCAGUUUUUACUCACCACACAAAUGCAAGAUCUGAUGAAAUCCCAAAAGACUGUUCAGGAUGCAGUGAAGAGCCUUGAAGGACCAGCCUCCAAACAAGUGAUUGAUGAGGCCACCAUCUGCCACCUACGGCCUAACAGACUGCCACUCAACAAUUGUGUUUUUUGCAAAGCCGAUGAACUUUUCACUGACUAUGAGUCCAAGUUGUUCUCUCAUACUGUGAAGUGUCAGACAGCUAUUUUUGAAGAAAUGAUCGAAGACGAGGAAGGGCUCGUGGAUGACAGACUCCCCACAACCAGUCGAGGACUGUGGGCAGUCAGUGAGACGGAGCGAGCUCUGAAAGCCAUUCUGUCAUUUAGUAAAAUGAAACGGAUGGAUUCGGACCUGCUGGAGGAGGGCAACACUUUCAUGGAGCUGUUUGAGAACUGGAAGAAAGAGUACAAGGUGCUACAUGAGUACUGGAUGGUUCUGAGGAAUCACGUGUCUGCCAUAGAUGAGCUCGGUAUGGCCACUGAGAGGCUUCGUGUGCGUCUGCCUGAUGAGCCCAAGCCCAAACUUCUGCACAUUAUUGAACCACAUGAGGUAGAGCAGAACAGAGUGAAGCUUUUGAAUGAUCAAGUGGUGGCCAAGUCUCAACUCCAGAAGAAGCUCGGCCAAUUUCUGUAUCUCACUAACCUGGAGAAGUCUCAGGAUAAGUCUACUGGAGGUCUGAACCCAGAGCCAUGUCCCAUCUGCGCUCGUCCUCUGGGACAGGAGUGGGCGGUGUUGACCUGCGGCCACUGCUUCUGUAACGAGUGCAUCGCCAUCAUCGUGGAACAGUACAGUGUUGGCUCACGGCGGCGGGCCAUCAAGUGUGCCAUCUGUAGGCAGACCACGUCCCACACGGAGAUCUCCUACGUUUUCACCACACAGUCGUCCAGUCAAGACCAAGACAUCCCAGUGAAGGGAAGCCACUCUACCAAAGUGGAGGCUGUAGUGAGAACCUUGAAGAAGAUUCAAGUAACUGACCCCGGGGCCAAGUGUCUUGUCUUCUCCACGUGGCAGAGCGUCCUGGAUAUUAUCGCCAAGGCUCUGUUCGACAACAAUAUGGAAUUUUCACAGAUAAAUGGGAUUCACAAAUUCCAGGAGAAUCUCAGCUCCUUCAAAUAUGAAGAGAAGAUCAAUAUCCUCCUCCUCCCUCUCCACACUGGCUCCAAUGGACUGAACAUCAUUGAGGCUACUCAUGUGUUACUGGUCGAGCCCAUCCUCAACCCUGCUCAUGAGCUGCAAGCUAUCGGUAGAGUGCACCGCAUUGGCCAAACCAAGGCAACAUUUGUUCAUAGAUUUCUCAUCAAAUCCACUAUAGAGGAGAGAAUGCAAGCGAUGCUGAAAACUGCUGAGAAAAGUAGCCACAGCAGCACAGCGAUGAAGCACUCGGAGGCUGCUGUACUGACAGUGGCCGACCUUGCAGACCUGUUUACUGAAGACACCGAACCUCUGGAGUGAAUCUGAACACACACACACUCAGCUGAAGAUGAACAGGCAAACAGAGCUCACUCUUUACUACCACAAAUAAACUCUUGCACAUUCCACUUUUUAUAUAAGCUUGAUGAAAAAUUAAUUUCAAAAAACAAUAUUUUAGCAACUCGCUGGCAGCAGUCAAAGAUUACAAGUUUCUUAGUCGUACUCAGACUUGUCUUUGGGGUAUAUUUGUAUAUUUGGAUCUCUUGUUGUCAUAGUUGUAGAUGAAAACUCAAAGGAUCAAUCGCCACUUGAGCAGUUUCAGUACCUGUAUGAAUUGUACUCUUCUCUUGUGUUCGUCAAAUAUAAUGCAUUGUAUUUAAAGCCUUGCUGUAUGAGAAAUUCAUAAAUGAAGUAAUUCAACUUUGAA